Molecule: messenger RNA, 793 nt
Organism: Planococcus citri (citrus mealybug)
Lineage: Eukaryota; Metazoa; Arthropoda; Insecta; Hemiptera; Pseudococcidae
Gene: mRpL32
Product: mitochondrial ribosomal protein L32
Exons: 4
Coding region: 142-738 (198 amino acids)
Biological process (GO): translation
Cellular component (GO): mitochondrial large ribosomal subunit
Molecular function (GO): structural constituent of ribosome
Source: RefSeq, a predicted model, not a curated record
GGUAAAAAAAACACGAGUUUGAUGUUUCAUUCUUAUCAAAAAUACUUUUCAAAAACAGAAAAACACGGCCUUUUUUCAUUUUCUAAUUAAAUUUAAUGUAGAUCGUCUUAUAAAUCAUAAUAUUCAGUUGAAUUGUACACCAUGCUAUCCGAAAUAAUAUCGAAGUCAUUCAGGUGUUUGGUAAAUGACAUCGAACGUAUACUAUUUUUUGGCAACAAAUUUCCACCUUCACCAGCGUUAAAUUAUAUUGAAUCAAGUUGCGGUGCAACGUCUCAUGCUCCGAAGCAGUUUUCAAUUCAAGAAUUUAUGCAAGACGGUUUCUUAUGGGGUGUUCCAAAGAAGCGACUUACUAUCGAACGUAGAAAGAAAAGGAUGUUCGGUGCCAUGUCGGGUUACUGUAAAACCAUAAUUCCUAAAACUGAUAUAUUGGUGUGCAUGCAUUGUGGACACGAUUACGAAAGAAAUCAUCUUUGUAAAAAUUGUUAUAAUACGGUUAAAAAAGAAACUGAAGAAAUGCAAGAAGCUAUACUGAAAGAUUUGGGAUUAUCGCCAGUUGAACAAGAAGUCGUAGUGUUGUACGAAGGAGAAAAAGAAACAACGCCGCCGGAAUUUUGGGAAGGAAAACGAAUCGUUGAAUUGCCUAAGGAACGACCUGCUUGGUUCAGCCGAAAUCUAUUACAAAAAAGUACUGCAACAAUAUCUGAUCGAACGGACGUUCAACCUGAUAAAUUAGGAUAGUCAAGUUUUUUGUUUUUAUUAUUGUUUUUAGUUUCAAAUACAUCUAUGAUUUUUC